CGGACGUUUCCAUGGAGACCGAGGCGGGCUGUGCGGAGGCCUUCGGCGUUGCUAUGGAGACCGGCGCAGCAGGCUCGGCGCUGGAGGUUCAGCACCACGGAGAGCGGCGCUCGGGCACUGCUGCAGCCUCGGCCGCCAGGUGGGAUCCUCGGAGACAUUACCUGCUCAUCGUCAUCGGGGACAUCGCCACCGAGAGCCAGCUGCAGGCGGUGAGGGAUCACCUGGAGCACGGAAUCCGCUCAUGGAAUAUCAGCCUCGGCUCCUGUGACCUGGACGCACAGCUCAAACUCUUUGUUACCCGCCAUCUUGCUCACUUUUCUCCAGAUGUCAAAGGCCAAAGAACUCUACAGCAUCAAAGUGAUGUCCUAGAGACAGUGAUCUUGGUGAAUCCCAAUGCUGAAAGCAUUGUUCAUGAGGUACGCUCCUUGAUCACGGAUCCUUCUGCCUACAAACUACUCAUCUUAAGUGGUCAGUGUUCAGACCAAGAAGGAGAUUUAAUUCUACAAAGUGGCACUUUUCCCCUUCGAAGACUUGGAGAGGUGUUCAGUGACCCGGAGGUUUGUCAGCUUUUCAGUAACACUGAUCCAGAGAUCAAGGCUUCUUUAACGGUUUCUUGUUUGGAAGAAGGUGAUUGGUGCAACCUUGGACAUUCCAAUUUCCAGGAUAUCAUCAGUUUAAAGCUCAAUCCUGAACCAGUCUUACCUGCAAUGGAUGGGGUUUCGGAAUUUGCAGAUUAUGUCUCAGAGACUGUUGAUGUUCCUUCUCCUUUUGAUCUCCUGGAGCCACCCAAUUCUGGCGGUUUUUUGAAACUGUCAAAGCCAUGUUGUUACAUAUUUCCUGGUGGCAGAGGAGACUCUGCCCUUUUUGCUGUUAAUGGAUUUAAUAUUCUAGUAGAUGGUGGAUCUGAAAGGAAAUCCUGCUUUUGGAAGCUAGUUCGGCAUUUAGAUAGGAUUGACUCCAUAUUGUUGACACAUAUUGGAGCAGAUAAUCUACCUGGAAUAAAUGGACUUCUUCAAAGAAAGAUAGCUGAACAAGAUGAAGAACAAUCUCAGGGCUCUACUGCUUAUAGUGACUGGAUGAAGAACCUAAUAUCCCCAGAGCUUGGGGUUGUGUUCUUCAAUGUACCAGAUAAGCUUAAAAUGCCUGAAUCUGGUAUGAAGGUUAAAAGAAGUAUUGAAGAAGCUUGUCUAACAUUACAACACUUAAAUAAAUUAGGAAUAAAAGCAGAGCCUUUGUACAGGGUAGUGAGCAACACAAUAGAGCCCAUAACAUUGUUUCAUAAAAUGGGUGUUGGUAGGUUGGAUAUGUAUGUGUUAAAUCCAGUGAAAGACAGCAAAGAAAUGCAGUUUUUAAUGCAAAAAUGGGCUGGAAACAGCAAAGCAAAAACUGGCAUAAUUCUAGCAAAUGGCAAAGAGGGUGAAAUUUCAGUACCAUAUCUUACAUCCAUCACUGCCCUAGUAGUCUGGCUCCCAGCAAGCCCCACAGAAAAAAUAGUACGUGUUUUGUUUCCUGGAAAUGCACCACAAAAUAAAAUUCUUGAAGGUCUUGAAAAGCUUAAGCAUUUAGAUUUCUUGAGGUAUCCGGUUGCAACACAAAAGGACAUUUCUGCUGGUGGUCCACCAUCUAUUGGUAAGCACACCAAAAUCAAACAAAGGGCCGACAGCAAAGAAAGUCUCAAAUCCUCUACAAGACCAAGCACAGGUAAACCAAGUAAAAGGGAAGACAUUUCGGAAGAGGUGGUCAAGGAAGUUAAAUCAGAGAUCACAAAAGAGGCCAAAACUGAGAAAAAGGUUAAAGAGGCUUUAGACAAACAUACUGAAAAACCUUCAAAGAUUGAAAAGACAAAAACAGAAUCAACUGAUUCUGCAAAAGCUGAAAAGCGGAAACUUUUGAAAGAGAAAACAGGUAAGAAGUCUAUCAAGGACAAGAUUUCUAAACUUGAUGAAAAAAAAGACAAAGAGAAAAAAGAAAUAAAGAAAGAAAAAAUUGAUAUCAAGAAAGAAAAUGUUAAAAAGGAAGAAAAGAAAGAUGUAAAAAAAGAAGAGAAAAAAAGAGAAGUUAAACCUGAAAUUAGGAAAGUACCCAAGCCUGACUUACGACCGUUUACACCUGAAGUAAGAAAAACGCUACAUAAAGCAAAAGUUCCAGGAAAAAUUAGGACUGAAAAAAUAAAAAGUAAAGCAGAGAAAGAUGCUAUAUCAGAACAAAAAGUAAGUCGCGUACAACAAGUUCCCAUAGGAAAGCCCCCACAGAUGGCUGAUAUAGCAGAACAAAGAUCAGUUAUGUCAUCUCCUGAAGAUCUAACCAAAGAUUUUGAGGAGUUGAAGUUUGAAGGAAAACUGGAGCAGCUCAAUGAAAAACAAGAGGAUGCUAUUCUUUUAGAAAAUGAUACUAUUAAAGACCUACCAUCAGAUAUGUUAGUUAUACAAAAUCAGUUCAAAGAUGAAAAUGAAAUAGAAGAGAUGACAUCUGAUAAAAAAAGCCCUAUUGAGUCUCCAGAUGAGGGUAUUACCACUACUGAUGUGGAGGGGGACUCACAGCAUGAAGAGAAGCCAUUGUACAAAAUAGAUGACACAAAUGAACUGGUAGAUGAAGGUGCAGCAAUGGAUGAACCUGCUGAAAUGGCAGAAUAUGAGGAAGAAGUAGCAACAGAAGAAGAGAAUGAGAUCACACCAGAAGUGGAAAAUAGAGUGUUGGGGAGAAGCAGGUUAGAAUCUAUGCCAACUUUGGACAUACAAGACUUGGAAACUGAUGAAGAUAAAGAAAAUGAGUUGGAUGAAAAGGGCAUUUUGGAUAGAAAGCAAAAGGAAGAAAUAAAUGAGCGGUGUGAAGAUGAUUAUGUCAGUAAAAAAGAGAAAGAUGAAAAGGAAACAGAGAAGAGCAUAGAGGUGGUAGAAAAAGCUGAUGUAGAAGAAAUGGAGGAAUAUGUAGAAGAAGCUGAAGAUAAACUGAAAUGUAAGGACAGUGAGUUUAGAGAACAAUUAAAUGAAAAAGAAGAAAAUAUGUCAUGCGAUUUUACAAUGUCACUAAAAAAGGAGACAGAUACAUCAAAUCUUUAUGGAAAAGAUGCAGAAAAGGAGCCCUCAUACCUGGCUGGUGUCCCUUUGUCAUCUGGAACUGCUGCGGAGCACAUAUCAUACAUCCAAGAUGAAACUAUGCCUGGCUAUUCAGAAACUGAGCAGACAAUUUCUGAUGAAGAAAUACAUGAUGAGCAGGAAGAAAGAAUUCCUCACCUACAGUAUGAUGUAGGAAGUUAUGAUAUUUCGGUUCCAGAUCAUCCUGGAUCAUUUGAUGCAAUACAUGGUAUUAUGGCUAUACCUUCUUCUGAGGUGACUGUGAAGGGGUAUGGAGUACAAGGGCCUGAAAUAGUGGGUUAUUCCACUAACAUUGUUGCAGCACCUCUUGCCGAAGAGGAACACGUUUCUUCAGCAACAUCGAUUACUGAAUGUGACAAACUAUCUUCGUUUGCCACAUCUGUUGCAGAAGACCAGUCUGUUGCCUCUAUUACUGCACCAAAAACAGAAGAGACAGGCAAAAGCUCCUUGCUUCUUGACACUGCCAACAGCAUUCCCUCUUCCCAUACUGAAGCUACCCAGGGAAUUGAGUAUUUACCAUCUGCUGGUACAAUAUCACCAACCUCUUCUCUUGAAGAAGAUAAGUGCUUCAAAUCUCCACCUCCAGAAGAUUUUCAGGCAAUGAUUGCUUCUGCUAAAAGUCAUCUCUAUGAGAGCUGUCUUGCAGAGGUGGAGGAAAGCAACCAAACUACAGAUAUUGGUGCAAUAGAUGAAAGAAAUUACAGCUCUGUUUUAUUUUCUGAGCAUGAGCAAGCUGAUAUCCAAUAUACAUAUGGCAUGGAUAUGAAGUUCUCCUCUUCUGUUCCUUGUGGUGAAUCAGAGAAAGUUGACUCCAUCUUUGCAGAGACUGAGGAAAGAUGUUUGAGUCCUGAUGACAGUACUGUUAAAAUGGCAUCUCCAACUCAGUCUGGGCCUACAAGCACAGGACACACACCCUUCCACCAGUCACCUAUUGAGGAUCGAUCUGAGACUACACAAGCUGAACUCUUUGAAGCAGCAGAUAUACUUACACAUGCAGAAGAUGUGAAAGAUGAAGUACAUGACAAAUAUGAAUUAUAUGAAAAAAGCACAGAGCAGCAUUAUAAAUCAAAAGAAGUGCCUUCUCAAACUGCAGAGCAGGUGACUGUAUCAGAAACCCUUAAAUCAAAAGAGCCAGCAUACACCAGAGAUCAAGAUUAUGAUGAUUUUACCAAUGAAACAUUGCCAGCAAUGAAAGAAAUAAUCCAGAGUGUGGAAGAGGAAGUAAUGGAUAAAAACAUUGACCUUUCUCCAUUCUGUGAGCUUCCUACAGAGCCAGUGAUAUCAAUGGGUUCUAGACCAUACAUGCAGCUUGAAGAAACAGUUGCAUCUAAGGAAAUAUCCCAUGAAGACUGGAAAUCUUCACAUGUCCAAGAAACCGAGACUGAUCUAUUCCAGUCAGUGUCACCCAAACUGAUGCCAGAGUAUGCAGAUUAUGUUGAUAUUAAAGACCAAAAGCUUGGAAAAGAUGAAAUGUCACCUGUGAGUUGUAGUCAGGAUAUUUUCUUAGGAGAUGCUAAGUCACUUUCCUUCACAGAACAAGGAAAAGAAGAUGACACCUCCUUACAGAUGUCGUUAAUAGAGCAAAGUCCAAUUGUAAAUGAAACCUAUCAAGAUAGUCCAACAAAAGAAACAUAUUUGGAUAAUGAAAGUUCUUUGCAGUUUAAAGAUCAAACUGAAAAAAAAGAAACAAGAUGUGUGUCUGAUGAAAUGUCACAGGGAUAUGUGGAAUCUUUGCUAUCCACACAGGAAAGCUUUGAGGAUGAUCAAAAACAUCUAGAAGAGGCUCCUGAAACACAUUUUCAAGAUCAGUUUCAGCCUCUCCCUCUCCAUACUACAGAACCUAGAGAGGAUAAAGAAACCCUUUCCGAGGAAUCAUCUGUGGGGAAGAUACAUGCAUAUCACCUUGAAGAACCAGUAUUGCAUAAGGAACAAUUUUCAGUAAUUUCCUCUUCAAGCCCUGAUGAAUCGGAUUCACUAUCUUUUGCAGAUCACAGUGCUCUUAAAGAAACUGAAUCAGUAAAAAUAAGCCCUUAUAAAGAACCAUGCCAAGAUUAUCCAGAUGUAGAAUUUUCUCUAAACUAUUUAAAAUCUGUAGAUUCUACAGAAAGCACAGAGGAAAAUAAGAGUUCCUCAAAGAUGUUUGAGAAGGACAUAUAUUCAGAAAAGGAAAUUAAUAAUGAAUGUUCCACUGAAACAGAAGAUGACGAUCUUAAACAACUAAACUCAGAUAAGAAGAUAUGGUUCACAGGGGCAAAAGAAGUAAAAGAAAUAGAAUAUGUUAAAAAAGAAAGCAAGCUACGAUAUACUGAAGAAGGUGAGAGCACCUUCCUUGAUGAUGUUCCUGACUGGGAGGAGCAGUUGGCCUCAAAUUUAGAGGAUUCAGAACAGUCAACACCUGAUAGAGUAGAGAGGGAUAUUUUAGAUACAGAAUAUGCACAUUUCCAAGAGGAUAAACAUAUAGACCCUUUGCAGGAGUCUUCUUACAUAUCUGCUGAAACUCAUCUCACUGAUGACAAGGUAUCACCUGCUGAAUCUGUCCUGCAACAAGAAACAACAUUUCAAUCGGAUGAAACUGACCUCUUGGAUAAACUGUCCUAUGUCACAACAUCUUCACCCAUUGAUGCUUUAUCAGACAGGAAAGAUGGAGCAAAUGACCCUAUAUUCCAUCAAGAUGGCAUUACAGAAAAAAUAAAGGAAACUUCCUUACCUGUAGCAAAGGGGUUUGAAGACCAUGAUUCACAAGAGGAAGAAGAGUAUCCAUAUUCACAACCUGUCUUUCAUACAAGAUUAUCACCUGCUGAAUCUGUCUUGCAACAAGAAACAACAUAUCAAUCGGAUGAAACUGACCUCUUGGAUAAACUGUCCUAUGUCACAACAUCUUCACCCAUUGAUGCUUUAUCAGACAGGAAAGAUGGAGCAAAUGACCCUAUAUUCCAUCAAGAUGGCAUUACAGAAAAAAUAAAGGAAACUUCCUUGCCUGUAGCAAAGGGGUUUGAAGACCAUGAUUCACAAGAGGAAGAAGAGUAUCCAUAUUCACAACCUGUCUUUCAUACAAGAUUAUCACCUGCUGAAUCUGUCUUGCAACAAGAAACAACAUAUCAAUCGGAUGAAACUGACCUCUUGGAUAAACUGUCCUAUGUAACAACAUCUUCACCCAUUGAUGCUUUAUCAGACAGGAAAGAUGGAGCAAAUGACCCUAUAUUCCAUCAAGAUGGCAUUACAGAAAAAAUAAAGGAAACUUCCUUGCCUGUAGCAAAGGGGUUUGAAGACCAUGAUUCACAAGAGGAAGAAGAGUAUCCAUAUUCACAACCUGUCUUUCAUACAAGAGUUUCUUGCCAUGAUAGUGAUUUUGUUGAAAAGAAAUGUGAUCUUCAGCUUGGCAGGGAUACUGUAAAUGUAUUAGAUAAAUAUGAACAUUCUCUAGUCGAGGAAUCAAGUGAUAAUGCCUAUGAAGAAAUUUUAAAACAGAAAUAUGAACGAUAUGAAUAUUGCACGGAGCAAGAAUAUGUGGAAACAUCAUACCAAGAGACUCCAGCAUUGUCUAAAGUCACUACUGAGUAUAGUUUGGGAGACAAACUAGAUAACACAAAAGGCGAUUUGCUUUCAAAACGGGACAAAAAACUUUCUCCAUCUUCACUGGACUAUCCUACAGAUUCCAGCUUUACAUCAUCUCAUAGUCAAUUUGAGUCCAGUGCACAAGAAAGAGAAAUAUAUUGUUCUACAAAAAAAGUUGAAGAACGGGAACCAACACCUUAUCCAGGUGACAAAUCAUUUCAGUAUGCAGAUAUAUAUGAGAAGAUUGCUGUUUCCGGAGUUGGACACAUCAUGGAAGAGACUGAGCCAACAAGUGCUAGUUAUCUAGAGAAAGAAAAGUCAACUAUUCCUUCUGUUGAUGCAGUAUCUACAAGCAUACAGUGUCAUAAAAUUUCCUUAAAGGAGGAGGAGUCGCAUUUAUAUACAUUAAGAGAAAAGGAACUCUCUUCACCAAUGUCUCCUAAAGAGAAAGGAGGCCGCUCAACAUUUGAGUACACAGAAACACAACAUGAUUUAGCAAGCUCAGGCAUUGAUAAAAAGUCAAGUAUUAGAUCAGUCGGUAAUGAAAAAUUAGACACGGAAAUGUCAUUUGAAAAGAUACAAGAACAAAAAGUAGAUGAUCAGUUUGAAUUAUCACCCAGCUGCAUGGAUCUUUCACAACAAUCAGAUACAAUAGAACACCAAGAUAUGGCUGUUUCAUACCUCCAUGCUUCACAAAACAAUGAUGGUAACAUCAAUUUAGCUAGUCAGAAUGUUGCCCUUUCUGAAAUAAGACCUGUUGAAGUUAAAGAUUCUUAUUAUGAAAAAACAGACACGUGGGAAGAAAAUGCAAGUGAUUCUGAAUUGGAGAAAGGAGCCAAAGAGAAGUCAGAAAAGGAGACAAAGGAUCCCAUUCUGCAUGCAGAUAUAGAAAGGCCAUACGAAACAUACACAUUUGAUGAUGUUAAAGAAAGGAAUGACUUGGCUAAUUUUAGUAUUCUUUCUGAACACAAAGAUGUAGAAAUAGAACACUUUAAUGUUCAGGCUGGAGCAAAAACUGUGGAAUUAAUUGGAGCUCAAACUGUUGAACAUUCUUUACUGGGAAGAACAGAACACAGCUUUCAUGAAGACGAACAAAAAGAGCAGAGGGACGAUAGCGAAAUGGAUUACACAUACUCUCCUUUCAAGUUACAAAGUGAUUUUACAAAGGAUUUACCUGAAUCUCAAUUCCAGAUAGAUUACCACCAGAAAGAAGCUAUUAUUGAAUCCCAUGAAGCAGAUUCAUUUUUAGAAAGUGGUGUUUUAUGUGGUAAGGACAAGAAGCAAUCUUUUGGAGUUGCAGAAAGUGCAAUCUCAGCUACUGAAUCUGAGUAUUCAUCUGGAAUGUUUUUAGUUACAGAAAAAGAGAUUGAAGGUUUGGCAUCUUCUACAUCAUACAAACCACAUUAUGACUCUUUGUCAUUUUCAGAGUCUAAAGAAUUAGGUGCAGAUGCCUUAGUUGCAUCACUUAAAGGACAGAACGAAUACCUUGAGGUUUCUGAAAGAGCUUGCAAAAAAGAUUCCUUCUCUUUAACCCAUUUCUCACCACUAGGCCCAUCUGAAGAUAAUCCUUUAUAUUCAAAAGUUUCAAGUCAACAAUACACAGAAGCAGAUUACCAAAAAGAUUCUCACAGUGCAUCAGAAACAUCCUCUGAAGCUAGCACGCCAGUAAAAAAAGACACUGCUGAAGGAUUUUACUCACAUAUUGUUAGCAGUUAUUCGUCAGAUACUGAGCCAGCAGUCAGGAAUCUGUGGGAUGUAUCUCCUCUUGUUCCAGCUGAUGCUGCCAAACCCUGUAUACCAGGGGAAAGGGAUGCCACUGAUGAUCAUGAGUCUGCAAGCUCCUAUGAUAUGGAUGACUGUACAUUGCCUUGUAGAAUUGAAUGCAAAGGAACACCGUGCACUUCAAAAACGGAGACUGUUAAAGACAUUUUUAGUGGCCAUAUAUCACCUGCACAGGCAGAAAAUAUGGAUGGCAUUUCCACAAUUUCUAAUGUGUUGACUUCAUUUCCACCCCAUCAACAAGAAGAACUGUCAGCAGCAAAUGGUCCCACAGAGGUUCACACAAUGCCGGAAUUAUUUCAACAUUCACAGUAUGUUGAAAAGGAGUUCUACUCUUCAGAUAAAAUGGGUGAAAAAGCAUCUCCAGAUUCUGAUAGAGACUCUCCAUACUCUGAGGAAGAUACAGAAAUACCAAACCGGCCCUCUUCUCUUGUGUCUCCUGACCACACAUUCCAACCUUACUUUCCAGAUACACAAAAAGGUAGAGGACCUGAAGAUCAUGGAGAUGCUUCCCAUGAGCAUGAGCCAUGCCUAGGAACAUCAAGUGAGUAUGAGCACAAAAUAUCCUCCUCUGAGUACUUACACAAGAAAGGUGAACUCUCUCCAUCUUUUAUAAACCCUAGCCCGCUUGACCUGUCAGAUGAUAGUGAUGUGUCACAAGAUGAGGGUCAUCCUUCAGUUAAGGGAAGGUCUCAUCAUGGGUCAACCCGUCAUGUUCAGGGGACCACUGCUGAGGAAACACCUCCAACAUCUGUUAGCGAUUCUAGAUCCUCCCAAUCAGAUUCUGAUGUUCCACCAGAAACUGAAGAAUGUCCAUCAAUAACAGCUGAUGCAGCAAUGGAUUCUGAUGAGGAUGCGGACUUCCUUCCUGUAGAUAAAGCAGUGGGAAAUUCUCACCACAGCAGUUCAAGGCAAGGUCACGAUCCACAUCCAGCUCCAAUGAUGGAUCCCUAUCCUCAUCCUCCACAUCCUGAUGUCUGUAUGGUAGACCCUGAAAUGUUAGUAAAUGAUUUAACACUGGGUAAAGGAGAAAAACUGCUCAAAAAAGAUCUAAAGGAGAAAACUAAAGGUGUUAGAAAAUCUUUAAAUAAACCCAAAUCUACUUCGCCUGCUAGGAAGCUGGAAUCUAAAGUAAAACAUUCUCCAACACCAUCAAAGCAGACAUCACGAGAGACAACAGACAAAUCUUCAAAGCAUACAACAGCAAGGAAGGAAACAACAGAGAAAUCUCAAAAAUCAAAAACUUCAUUGCAGACCCAUUCCUCUAGGGGAGAAGACAAAGACGACUUUUCUAGAAGCAGUAAUCCUAGCAAGCUGGUAAACGGCAUCAAAUCUACAGGUACAAGCAGCUCAACUAAGUCAAGCUCUUCUAUUCCUCCUGGCCCACCUGUCUAUGUGGAUCUGGCAUACAUUCCUAAUCACUGCAAUAGCAAAAAUACUGAUAUGGAGUUUUUUAAAAGAGUUCGAGCUGCGUAUUAUGUUGUAAGUGGCAAUGAUGCAGCCAACGGAGAACCAAAUCGAGCUGUACUUGAUUCGCUUCUGGAAGGAAAGGCCCAAUGGGGAGAGAAUUUACAAGUGACACUAAUCCCAACCCAUGACACCGAAGUGACACGUGAAUGGUACCAGCAAACCCAUGAGAAGCAGCAGGAGCUUAAUAUAAUGGUGUUAGCUAGCAGCAGUACUGUGGUGAUGCAAGACGAAUCCUUCCCAGCAUGCAAAAUAGAAUUCUAAGGAUCACAGCAGUCAUAGUGUGUCUAUGUGUAUGUUGUGUUUAGGUGUGUGUCCAGGUUCUUUCUACAGAUCUGGAUUGUUGCGGUCCACCUUGGCAAACACUGUCAACUGAAUAUCCAGCAUCUCUUUAGCUGGUUAGGAUUUGUAUUGGUAACAUAUCUACCGAUGUUGGAUGUCUGUGACACACGCAGCUUUUAUUUUUCUUCACGACAAGACCGUUACGGCAAACUCUUUUCGUUUGCUAUAUGUUGCCGUUAUCUGUGUAAUUUUUGUUACAUUUUCAUGCAUUGCCAAUUAUCAGCAGAAAGAAAGAUAACGCCAAUAAUGUAUGAUAACAGCAGCAAGGGAUUAUUUAUAUAGAAGCAUUAAUGAAUAUUGUCUUAGCAGCCACGAUCAUUCAAGAUAUUUGGGUUAAGGGAGGUCAGUUACUGGCAGAACAUACAGCCAUUAGAUAUUAUAACAUGAUUUCUGAUGGCAGUUGAGACUCGGUUAUGUAGUGAAAUAUACUGUAAAUAGAUAACUACCGGUACUUGUUUAUUUUAAUUUAUCAAUCUAGGAUUGUAAGUCUGGAUCAAAAACCAGAGGACAGGUCUGGAAUGUUCUCAGAUACAUAAAGCAUAUGGAUUACAUCCACACAUGAGAAGAUACAUUGGUUCCAUAGUCAGAAAGCAGCGAGUCGGCUAGGGACAUACUAAUGCUGAGCUUUGAAACCCUAGGGUAUGAUCUGCAUAAGACGGGUUUGUUAGGGCUGUUUGGAUACAGUAUGUAGUUAAUAAAGUAAUUUUUAUCUGGGAGUGUUUCCCAUAGACUUUCCAGAAAAAUAUCCUAAAAGUUCUUAUUAGUUGUAUGAGUAUAGUAGCAUAAAAUUAUGUGCGACAGACUGAACAAAAUUUGGGCAUUGCUCAAUCAUAGAAUGUGGAGCAUAGACCCCUAAAAUGUACAUAGCCAUGAAAUCGCUAGUGAUAAACUAGAAUGAGAGGCCUUGGAGCUAACUCUAUAUACACUGUUAUAUGGCCCUGUUUUUCAGGUCCUGCCCUAGGUGCCCAUUCAGAGCAAUGAAGCUAAGUCCCUGGAAGCAGUUGGCAACCUUGUGGAUAGUCUGCAUGAAUGUGAUAGCUGCAAUGAAAGAUAAAGUUAAGGUUUCCCGUAGAUUUAUAAACACCAGAAUACCGCCAUCCUAUUUUUAUAAAUUAAACUCAGACUGCUGACUUAAUAUUUUCUUUGACACUGCUGAAUUGCCUAUAUUAUACUGCACCCGGACCCAUGUUAUGGUGGUUAUCAGUUUAUACCAAUUGGCUUAUACCACCAUUUUAUACGCAUAUGCAGAAAUAAAAAACGUGUAAUAUGACAUGGAGAACCAUUUAUAUUUUUCAGUGAUUUAUCUCAGCUUCCAGGAAGGCUAUGAUCAACAUGUUUACUGGUAGUGUCAGUAGAUGGUAGUUUGACUGUCAUAUAAAAUUAAGCUUCGGUAUUCUACUUAUCUAUAAUCCUGUAACCUGCUUGGUUAGAACACUUGAUUUCCUUUGGCUCCUCCAUUGUACACAGCUGAUCGCUCACUCAGGCUUAUUUAAUAAGGACGAAGGUCAAAGUGCUGUGACAUAUAGCAAUCACGUAGAAUGUUUUUUUUUUUUUUACAGUGGUCUGACUUGCUUAAAACAACAUGUGAUCUUCAAUUUGGUCUUUUCUUUGCCUUACUGAAUAAGUCCGAUAGUGUGAUUGUGAUGUACCUCUUGAUGUGCUUUCUUGCAGUGGGGACAUGCCCUAGGGAUCGCCUAGCGGGCAGCCCACAUACAAAACAUUAAAUAAGAUAAAGUGAAUGUUGGGUAUUUAUCACUUACUAUUAUUCUUGCUCAUAUCAGCUGUAUAGGUGGUAGAUCCACAAAGCUUAAGAACAUUAUCAGAUCUUUUUAUUUCACCGACCAUAGAAGCUGCUACACAAAUAAAAACAUUUUUAUAGCUUGUUUGUUUACAUUUUAGAUUUUGUUGGCUGCUCUAGGGAGCUACCUGCCUUACACAACAGAACACAUUUCUUUAUUGCUGAACAAACCAUUUAUAUAUCAAUGGUGUAUUUUGCUGUCUAAUUUAUAUAUUUAUUUUUAUUGUCAGAACUAAGCUAUGUGUUAUUAAUUUAUGGGUCUAACAGUAGGCGAUGUUUGUAUGUUUUUUUUUUUUUUUUUAGGUCAAGCUAUUUAGAUGCAUCUAACCUUUAGUAUAAUCUAUUGAUUAUCGUACUGGUCUUGGCAAUAAGCCAAUUGCUUAUUAAUGGGUAUAUAAUUUUAUAGGCUGUUAAUUGUUCUUUAACACACAGAGCUCUAAAGGGAAAUUACCCAUAGUCAAGACUUAGAGAAUUAUAGGUAUGUAAUUUUAUCUGUGUGUAGUCAUACUGUUGCUUUUAAUAGUAUGGAAUUAUGUUUUAGUCAAUUUUUUGCACUAGUUGUCCAUACUCUACAAAUCGAAUAUCACCCCUCGCGAUUUUGCACAUAUAAAAUUAAGUCCUUAAAUAAAAUUAUCUUGCUUUUUUUUUUGUUCCAUGGUGACUCCUAGGCCAACUUGUGGAAAUAUAAAUACAGGAUGUACCAUAACAUGAAAUGUUUUUUUUUCUCCAGAUUUUGUAAGAACAGAUCCAAGUAAAGGAUUUUCGGAGUGGUGAUUUCUUGAAAGUUCAUACUCUUCUUAUCUAACCAAGUGUCUGUGAUAUGUUUGCUAUCGAUUGCCUGGCAGUGGUUAUUUAGUGUUAUGAUAUGAGCUGACUGUGCUGUAGUAAUAAUGCAAAGUGAUACAGAUAGGAUUGGUGUGUAAUGGGACUGGGGAGGGUCAGUCCUCAGCUGUCAUGUUGUAUUAUCACAAGAUAGCUACAUCCUGACCAUCCCUUGUGAUUAGUAUACUAUGUAUGUGUAAGGACCUGUAGGCUAAGACCCAACAAACCAAAAGAAUGACAUAUAAUAUCCAAAGUAAAGUUACUAGAAUGGAAUGACUUUGUUGUUUUGAAUGUUUUUAGAUUUUUAUUAAGAUGGCAACCAGGUGUCUUUUCUAAAAUGUGUUUGCAACUGUCUAUUAUUUUGUUACACGCUUUUAGGCAUUUUACCCCAAGUCCCUGUCUUCUUUUAGUGCUGAGCUAAGGGAAAAAAAAUGCACAUUGUAUCAGCACUACACUGUACUGGAAUGUAAUGCUUGAUUUCUUUUAAUGAAGCUAAAUCUUAAAGUAUGCAUGCGUUAUGUUCUCUGCAUAUGGCUGUUAGAUUUUGUUGAAUCUGCUUAUAUGUUCCAUUUUUAUUAAUGUGGAUGCUUGACCUACAAGCCCCACCUACUUGCUGCAAUGCUUGUGGCUCUAAGCCAGUAGCAUAGGUGCCUGGAUGCCUAGCGCACAGUCAUUUCCUUUGAUCACAUCCAUACGGGUGUCUAGGCAGAAUAGAUAAUGCACUAAAAAGAAAUGAGCUAUGAAUGUUUCUAUUUCUCUUAAACUUGAAAGCUAAUACAAAAAAAAGACCAAGAAACAGGAUAACCAUGGUCACUAAGAAACCUGCCUUGCACAUGACAAUACUGAAUGGAAACACUUAUACACCGCAAUGAUGUUAUGAAUAAGAAUGUACACAGACCUUAGACAUUUUCCCUUUAUUACUGUGCAUUGAAAAGUUUGAUUUUUGUGAUUCCCCUUUAAAUAGUUGACCAAUAACAAGAAUAGUAAACCUACAACAGACUACCAAAUAGAGCUUCUCAUUGCUGCCUUUUGAUGCGUAUUAGUAGUUUUGUAGCAGAGUCAAACCUAGGUUCUCAGCUAUUGCUAAAUUUUUGUUUAAUCUGACAAUAGCUAUAGGGCCGGCGUUGGUGCCCUGCAUAAAGGGAACAACUCAAAGUCAUCCAAGGUCAAUCUCAUGAUUUCGCCCUCCUAACCAGACAACACGGGCAGAGACUAUAUUUGCUAACAUGUAUCACAAAUAAAUGCAGAAUCUCUGUAAAUCCAUUACUACCAUUACAACGUAACAUAUAGGCGAUAUAUAAAUAUAGAAACAUUUAAAAUCAGCUGUUGCUUGUUUCUGCAUGUGGACUACAAUGAGUUAUACCCCUGUAUGUAAUAGGUGAAACAAAAGAAUAAAUAACUAUUUUACAAAAUAUAUAAAAAAGUGAACAUGUCUUAAUUGUAUUGAAAAUUGCAACCUGUAUUCCUGAUAGCUUCUUUCUACGUUGGAUGUUGUAUAAAUAAGACCCCCGACUUUUUCAUUAUUUUCCUUUAAUGUUUCUGCAGCGUUACUAAGAAACUUGUUUUUCUUUUUUUAUUAUUUGUUCUCUACUUCUGUUUCUUAAUGUCCCCUUUUCUGUGUGCAAUAUUCUGUCAUUUUGAAUUUCUGUAAAUGGAAAACGCCUGAAACUCUAACAAUAAAAUGACAUGAAUAGGUC
Molecule: messenger RNA, 14555 nt
Organism: Rana temporaria (common frog)
Lineage: Eukaryota; Metazoa; Chordata; Amphibia; Anura; Ranidae
Gene: MAP1A
Product: microtubule associated protein 1A
Exons: 7
Coding region: 12-10160 (3382 amino acids)
Biological process (GO): microtubule cytoskeleton organization; dendrite development; axonogenesis
Cellular component (GO): microtubule; synapse; neuronal cell body
Molecular function (GO): actin binding; microtubule binding
Source: RefSeq, a predicted model, not a curated record